Molecule: messenger RNA, 762 nt
Organism: Galeopterus variegatus (Sunda flying lemur)
Lineage: Eukaryota; Metazoa; Chordata; Mammalia; Dermoptera; Cynocephalidae
Gene: UBE2F
Product: ubiquitin-conjugating enzyme E2F (putative)
Exons: 9
Coding region: 11-679 (222 amino acids)
Biological process (GO): protein neddylation
Cellular component (GO): nucleus
Molecular function (GO): NEDD8 transferase activity
Source: RefSeq, a predicted model, not a curated record
CCACCUCUUCAUGGUCACCGCCUGCCAGGAUGCGGACUACAGCGCCCUCCUCCAGGAGCUCUGCCUCACACAGUUCAAGGACGACAUGGAGGCCGUGGGGAAGACACUGUGGUGCGACUGGGGCAAGACCAUCGGGGUAAAGGUAGCAGUAAUGCUAACGCUGGCAAGCAAACUGAAGCGGGAUGAUGGUCUCAAAGGGUCUCGGACAGCAGCCACAGCAUCUGACUCCACUCGGAGGGUUUCUGUGAGAGACAAGUUGCUGGUCAAAGGUACAUGUAAAGUGCACUUUCCUGAUCCAAACAAGCUUCACUGCUUUCAGCUAACUGUGACCCCAGAUGAGGGUUACUACCAGGGCGGAAAAUUUCAGUUUGAAACUGAAGUUCCCGAUGCGUACAACAUGGUGCCUCCCAAAGUGAAGUGCUUGACCAAGAUCUGGCACCCCAACAUCACAGAGACAGGAGAAAUAUGUCUCAGUUUACUGAGAGAACAUUCGAUUGACGGCACUGGCUGGGCUCCCACGAGAACAUUAAAGGAUGUUGUUUGGGGAUUAAAUUCUUUAUUUACUGAUCUUUUGAAUUUUGAUGAUCCACUGAAUAUUGAAGCUGCAGAACAUCAUUUGCGGGACAAGGAGGACUUCCGGAAUAAAGUGGAUGACUACAUCAAGCGUUAUGCCAGAUGAUAGAAGGAGAAGAUCACAGGCCCAUAACAUGAAGCAGCAAGAGGUAGCCCCUCCUCGCCCCCGUCCUCACGCUCCCUCCCAGU